Molecule: messenger RNA, 3470 nt
Organism: Ahaetulla prasina
Lineage: Eukaryota; Metazoa; Chordata; Lepidosauria; Squamata; Colubridae
Gene: FNTA
Product: farnesyltransferase, CAAX box, alpha
Exons: 9
Coding region: 1160-2245 (361 amino acids)
Biological process (GO): protein farnesylation; protein geranylgeranylation
Cellular component (GO): CAAX-protein geranylgeranyltransferase complex; cytoplasm; protein farnesyltransferase complex
Molecular function (GO): CAAX-protein geranylgeranyltransferase activity; protein farnesyltransferase activity
Source: RefSeq, a predicted model, not a curated record
AGAGGCCAUCUGUCACUUUGCCAGCCCAAUCGUUUCGCAGAAUAGGGGCCAGCAAUGAGGGCAGCAUUUAUGCAGCUUCAAGUUUUCUGUUUUAGAGGAUGGCACUUUAUCUCAGGCAUUUUGAAGAGUCCAAAGUGGCCUGUAACUACUUUUCCUGGAAGAAAAUUUGGUAACAAAUGAUGUCACAUCUUCCAAAUGGAAAAUGUUUUUACUCCCAAGUAUCAGCUUUAUAACUUUUACUCCCAAAUAUCAACUUUAUAACUUUAUAACUGUUCUAUAAUAUUUUUGGAGGAGAAGUGUGUGUUUUGUUUUGUUUUUUGUUUUACUCAGUAGAGACAUAGACAUUUGGAAAUUUUUAAUACUUGUGAUUUUUAACCUGCCAUUAACCUGUUAUUUUCCCAGAAAACAAUCAGACACAUGCAUGGAAAACACAAUGGAAUUAGCGAUUUAGAUGGCUUUUGGCAGGGGGGCAGUGAUGAAAAUGAAUAAUGAAAAUGUAUAAAUCAAUGUGCAGCUCCCCCUUUCCCCAACAAUUUUUCUUCGGGGAUUUCAACCUGCAUUUAUUGUGAGGGUUAAUUGCGCGGUCGUAUAAGCAGGAUACCGCAGUAGUUGGCCGCUGCACUCAUCUACGAACAAACGGCGUUUACAAACGGGGUCGAGAUAUAACCAAGAUUUUAUGGAGGGGCUAGCAGAAACAAACAAGGGGCGUGCAUAAGAGCACCAGCGUGCCUACCGUUCCUGUCCUAAUGUUCCCUUUGGUUGUAUUCAUUUUGUGUGGUUAUUUCAUGCUUAUACUUAUAUAUAUUGUUGUGCUUGGCAAAAUAAAUAAAUAAAUAAAAAAUAAACUGCGAUUUUUGCCAUUCUAUGUGUAACAUCUCGCCUGGUAGAUUAGAUUGGCAUAUACUAGGGAGACAUGCCGGCAGAAAGCACUGGGGAACCCUUCUUUCAUGCUAUGUCUAAGCGCAGAGCGGACGCUCAGCCUCCCGCCCAGCCUUGCAACAUCGGAACCGGCUGGGGGCAAAAAGCGCGUCCGCGUGAGACCUGACCCACUUCCGGCGUAGAGCCGGCUGCAACUCUAUGGUGAGGGGAGGAAUGGCUGUUUGUUUCUCAUAGGCUCGUGCGGGUUUUGUUUCUUCCGGGGUGGGCGGAGGCCUUGAGGAUGAUGGCGGACGAGGAAGACAGAGGGAGCCCGGAGGUUUGCACCCUUCGGUUGGGGACGGAAGCUGAUGCCGCGGGAGACGGAGAGCUGGUGGAGUGCGGCGAACCCUUGGAUUCCGCUGGUUACGUGUUGUACAGGAACAGGAAGGAAUGGGCAGAUAUUGACCCGGUUCCUCAAGAUGAUGGGCCACAUCCUGUUGUUCAGAUCAUAUAUAGUGAAAAAUUUAAAGAUGUAUAUGAUUACUUCCGGGCCGUUCUGCAACAUGAUGAAAGGAGUGAAAGAGCUUUCAAGUUAACAGGGGAUGCCAUUGAACUUAAUGCUGCAAACUACACUGUAUGGCAUUUCCGUAGGGUACUUCUGCAGUCCUUGAAGAAAGACUUAAAUGAGGAACUCAAUUACAUCACUGCUAUCAUUGAAGAUCAGCCAAAGAAUUACCAAGUCUGGCACCACCGGCGAGUUUUGGUAGAGUGGUUGAAGGACCCAUCACAAGAACUCGAAUUUAUUGCAAACAUUCUUAACCAGGAUGCCAAGAAUUACCAUGCUUGGCAGCAUAGACAGUGGGUCAUUCAGGAAUUUAAGCUGUGGGAUGAUGAAUUGGAAUAUGUUGAGCAACUUUUGAAAGAAGAUGUCAGAAAUAAUUCCGCCUGGAACCAAAGAUACUUUGUGAUUUCAAACACAUCCGGUUACAAUGAUCCUGCUGUUCUAGAGAGAGAAAUUCAGUAUACCCUAGAAAUGAUCAAGCUGGUACCUCAUAAUGAAAGUGCCUGGAACUACCUGAGAGGGAUUUUGCAAGAUCGUGGCCUUUCAAAAUAUUCAGACCUGCUAGAACAAUUACUGGAAUUGCAGCCAAGUCAUAAUUCCCCUUAUCUAAUUGCCUUCUUGGUGGACAUAUAUGAAGACAUGUUAGAAAACCAGUGUGAAAACAAGGAAGAAACUCUCAGCAAAGCAUUAGAGUUGUGUGAAAUACUCGCUAAAGAAAAAGACAUUAUACGGAAAGAAUACUGGGGAUAUAUUGGAAGAUCCCUUAAGAAUAAAUACAGCCCAAAUGACGAACAGACUGUGCCAACAGAAAACGAUCAGCAUUAAUUUCAUGCGAAGGAGAAAUGAUACAGCAUUCAGCUUCUGUGCAUUUUACAAAAUCUCUAAACUAGGCUGGCAAUUAAUAGAGUAUUCCCCUUCUUUCCAAAAUAUGUUGUAACUAUACAUUAAUUGCAGAGGUAUUGCUUCUAACCACAUUGAGAGUGCAAAGUGUUCUGCAUAACAAACUGACCCGUGGUUAUUGCUGCUGUACACAUUAGCUAUGGGGUAAUUAUAAAGCACUGUGCGUUUAAAAAACACUUUGUAAUUACCUGAUUUGUAUCAGAAAGAAAGAAAUUUGUUUUUCUAUUUGGUACAUGAAUAACACUGUACAAGCAAUUCUACUAUCCUAAAUUUUAAAAUAACCCUUCUUCUCAUAAAAUAAGUGCAUGUGAGACUCUGAAUGUAUUUGGAUUGGACUGCAGAGAUCCACUGUGGACGUACAGACUAAUUUAAGUUACUGUACGAAGAAUAUGCAGUUGUACAUUGGAGCAGCUAUGCAACACUAUGUUUUCAUUGUAUCCAACUAGUGCCAUCAAUAAUUUGUCAUAAAGAUAUAAAUGCUGUACUUGUACAAGAAUUUAAUGGUUUUGUUCUAUUUUCCAGAGCAAGAAUGUCAGAAUAGGGCCAUAGUUAGUGAGGGUUUUCAGUGUGGCCAUGGCUCUCUAAAGAUUAUUAAAUCACCUGUAUACCUACAGUGGAAAUGGUUUUUGACAAUAGUUGACCUAGUUAAGUCUUUAUCUCUGUUUUCUUGGCUGGUUUCUUGCAAGUGGAGAAUAUUUGUACCUUGGAAUAUAUUUAAGAUAGAGAUAUCUAUAUCUACGCAUACACACGUAGAGUUCAUUAUUUUAAUAUUUAAAACCAAUUCACCAAUACCAUAAUAAUUGUUUCAAGUUUUUUCCAGUUGUCUCUGAAACUAGGAUGGCCAGAUUAGGAUGGUCCUGCAUUCAGAUUUAUUUUAAAAAAUGGUUUAAUUCUUUCGAACAACUCUGCAAAUUUAGAAGGUUAAGACUGAAACCAAUUAAAAACAAACAAAACUCCAUCUAUUUUUACCACAUGAAUUCAACAGGGAUUCAACAUGAUCUUUUACAAGCUAAGUAACCAAAGUUCUUUUUGUCACUGAACUUGUCAGUUUUGCUUUUUUUCAUUCAUGUUCUUAAACCUUGAGCACUUUUCUUCCUGUUUAUGAAGAAUUGUACAAACAUUUUUUGUGAAAUAAACUGAACAAACAUUA